This is a messenger RNA of Sphenostylis stenocarpa, 420 nucleotides long. NCBI's taxonomy places the organism in Eukaryota, Viridiplantae, Streptophyta, Magnoliopsida, Fabales, Fabaceae. The record is from the annotation of a GenBank genome assembly.
AUGGCUUCCAUCACUUCUUUCUCCGUCACCUCAUUCAAUCAAACUCACACUCUGGUACCUGGUUGCAGAAUCUCUAACUCGAGCUCAGUUUUCCUUUCAACCAAGGGGAGAACUUUUUCACCCCUUACUUUGCAGCGUAGAGUACCUCGCUUUCAAAUUGCAUGCGCAGCCAGACCAGAAACUGUAAAGAAGGUUUGUGACAUAGUCAAGAAACAACUGGCACUGCCAGAUGGAUCUUCUGUCACCGGAGAAUCCAAGUUUUCUGCACUUGGAGCAGAUUCUCUUGACACGGUGGAGAUUGUGAUGGGACUGGAGGAGGAAUUUGGUAUUAGUGUGGAAGAAGAAAGCGCGCAGAGCAUUUCCACGGUUCAAGACGCAGCAGAUAUGAUCGAUGAACUUCUUGAAAGCAAGAGUGCUUAA